AUGUACGACAGCUCGUCCUUCAAUUGUUUUGUUCGCAGCAUUGGACCAAUCAGAUCGGAGAAAAAAGAGGUUCUGAUUCUCAUCUGGCUCUGGCCUUUCAAUAAAUCGUUUGACCUGGAGGCCUGCAAGUCACAGUUCAACAUAGAGAGCUGUCGCCUCACGGCGGAUCGUGAUCUGUACGACAAAGCAGAUGCCGUCCUUGUACAUCACAGAGACAUUAUUUGGUACCCCUCCAAUUUGCCCACAUCCCCUCGUCCUCCGCACCAGAAAUGGAUUUGGAUGAAUUUGGAAUCGCCAUCAAACACGCAACCGAUCCCUCAUCUGGAUAACCUAUUUAAUGUUUCGCUCAGCUACAGACAGGAUGCAGAUAUCACAGUGCCGUAUGGGUGGGUCGUUCCAACCCAUCAGGAAUUGAAUAAUUUCAUUCCACCCAUGAAGGACAAAAUGAUCUGUUGGAUUGUCAGUAACUUUCAGUUUUACCACAAGAGGGCACACAUAUACCAGGAGCUCCAGAGGUACGUGGAAAUCCACACCUUUGGUGCCGCUUUCGACCAACCUGUUUCUGAGGAGAGUUAUCAGGAAAUCCUAUCCAGCUGUAAAUUUUAUCUUUCGUUCGAGAACUCGGAGCACAAUGACUACAUUACCGAAAAACUCUACAACGCUUUACAGCUCGGUACAGUGCCUGUGGUACUAGGCCCAUCUAGACAAAACUACGAGCGUUUCGUCCCCCGUGAUGCAUUUAUCCACGUUAAUGACUUUCCUUCUGUGAGAGCUCUGGCGAAGUAUCUGCUUCUUUUAAGCAGGCAUGAGACGCUGUACAGGCGGUACUUCAACUGGAGGCGACAUUUUGAAGUGAAGAUCAGCUCUUUUCCUGCGAAGCAUGCUUGCUACAGCUGUGAUUUCAUCAGACGACACAAAGAGUACCAAGUGCUCACCAAUCUUUAUCAGUGGUACUGGGGUAUGAAUGGAGAACUAGAUGAGCCAUGGUUUAGGUCAAAAGAUCAUCAAAACCAACAAUUGCACGUCUGGGCUAAAAGCCACACCAAGGCAGACGGCUGGGAGCGGGGAGCACACACAGGCACUGGGGCGAAGAACCACACACGUUCGGGCUCCGGCCAGACAACGAACGGUGGGAGAGAGUGUGUAAGGCCGAUCACCUCACGCAGGGAGAGUCGUAGUCAACCCAGCUGCUGGCACACGAGACAGGUGGUAGAGAGAAAUCCUGCAACGGGCAGAGAGAGAGAGAGGCGGUCAGAGUCUUCAGCAGAGUCCGUGCUGGACAGCGCACAGCGGCAGUCCGAGUCUUGCGCAGAAUUACGCGCCGGAGCGCACUGCGGCUGGACAGCGCAAGAUGGAGACAGGCGCUUGGAGAAUCCACGGACAGAGUGUACACAGCGGCUUGAAGGGAGACACACCACUCAGGAGAGACAGACAGCUGGCGAGGAAUCUACUGGGAAAAGUCAGCAGAGAGACCACGGAGAGUAA
Paramisgurnus dabryanus is the source of this 1485-nucleotide messenger RNA. Lineage: Eukaryota; Metazoa; Chordata; Actinopteri; Cypriniformes; Cobitidae. The record is from RefSeq and is a predicted model, not a curated record.